Labrus mixtus (cuckoo wrasse) is the source of this 1747-nucleotide messenger RNA. RefSeq names its product serine protease FAM111A-like. The coding region runs from base 1 to 1569 and encodes 522 amino acids. Lineage: Eukaryota; Metazoa; Chordata; Actinopteri; Labriformes; Labridae. The record is from RefSeq and is a predicted model, not a curated record. The transcript has a single exon.
AUGUAUGUGCAAGUGCAUACGCUAAUUAUAAAAAAAAAAAAAAAAAAACAGUUUGAGGAAAUUACCCUUUAUGGUUUGAAAGGAGAGAAAGUGAAAAAGGCGCUGAAAAGAGAUGGACGCUUACUGAAAAGAGUGUUCCAAAUAAACUGUGCGCUCAUCGAUAAAAGCACUGAAGUAAGAACUGAAAUGCACAACUUAGUUGAUGAUCUUGAUGGUAAAACUGUCAAGAUCAAAAUGAUCAGUAAGUGUACUCAACCAGAAAGUCAACCUGAAAGCCUUGAAGAUGCAGAUGUGCUUCAGAGCGAAUCUCAGAAAUCUGACUCUGAGAUCCAAGUUGAAAACCAAGAUCCUCAGCAGCAGUCUACCACAAACCAGUCAGUGACUGACAACACAACAAAGGGAAAUUCAAAGCAAAGUGGCAUUCGACAGACAGAAAAAAUACCCAAUUCGAAAAAUCUAAAGCGUCACCUAUCUUCCCAGGUGACACAACGGGUGAAAGGGAUGAAAACUGGACUUCCAAAGCUUUCUAAUAUCCAGAAUCUCUUUCGUGUAGAGUACGGAAAGAGUGCUGAGACAUGCAGAGAGGUGAAAACAAUGAAGAAGCUGAUGGCUCUCAGUGAUUCUGUUUGUGCUGUGAGGAUAAAUGGGAAACCUGGAGGAAGUGGCUUUCUCCUUUUUGACAAGUUUGUCCUCACAAAUGGCCACGUAAUUAAAAACAUUUAUAAUGAGAGCACAAAGCAGUUCUCUGAGCCGAUGACUGUCCAUUUCGCUUUUGAGAGUCUGGACCACGGGGAUUCAGGAGCAAAGGUGGAGGAGGUUACAGGCUGGGAGUACUAUUGUGACAACUCAGGCCACAUGAAUGACUGGGCUUUGUUAGGGAUCAGUUCUGAUCAAGAACUACCGCGGUGUCUCUUAAAAAACUUUGGGUUCCUCCCCAGUAGUGGAGGAAUUUGCAUCAUUGGGCACCCCAAUGAUAGUGUAAAGAAGAUCGACCCAUGCUGGAUUAUUCCCACUGAUAACCGCAAACAAGUUGUACAGAACCAUUGCAAUGGAAACCUGGAUAGUGCUCUGCUAGACAGCGAGCAGUACGAGGAGUACAUUAAUAUUAUAACUCAUAAUUUUUUUGACCAUGUGUCACAAUCUGUUAAUGGUUUGAAACAGGUUCUCACUUACGAGACUUGCUUUUAUUCCGGCUCAUCUGGCGCUCCGGUCUUUGACGAGCACUGCAAUGUUGUUGCAGUGCAUACAGCAGGAUAUGAAUACAGAAACAGAAGGGGUGAAAGAAGCAGUGUCAUAGAGUUUGGCUAUCCUUUGUCCCUCAUCCUAGAACACAUCAUCAUCCAGAUGGUGGAAAAAGAAAGAUUUGAUGUGCUGAAGGAAUACCUGGCUUGCGAUUAUUCACAACACCAAAACAUAAUGAGCAAUUUGAAGAAAUUGGUUGAAGGCAGAAAUCUCACAUCAUUUCAAAAGGCAUUCAACAACUUGGUGCACACAAAUGAGGAACGUUUGAAGACGUUUUUUGGACUCUUACUUCAGAGAGAGGAACCUGUCCCUAUGGACACACUCUGAGUACAAACUGUACACAGAUAACUGUAGUUAGCAACAGUAUCCGACAUGUCUGUUUUCAUGGUCCAGGAUACUAGUUUUAUCAAACAGGGCAGGUAAUGGUGGGGAUAUCUAAAGCUAAACUUGGUGUAUUCAUUGUUUAAAGCAUCACUUUCAGUAAAAACGUGUUGCAUUAUUUUCU